AUGUACCAGGCGUCUCUGAAGCCACUCCCGCCAAACAAGCCACUGCCAGAUGAGACCGGCUUCCAGAACUACUUUUCGCCUCCCCCGGUGGGCCAAAACUACUACAUGCCCAACUACUACUUCUACCCUCAAGCAUACCCUCAACCACCUCCUGUUUACACCCUGCCUCCUCUGCCACCUGCCCCUAUUUACGCACCUGCUUCUCUCGAAGAGCUCGAGGCCUUUCCCGUCAAUGCUCCUCCCAACAGCAUCGACAGUAGACGUCCAGGACCUCAUCCACCCGACAAACCUUUGCCAGAUGAGAGUGGAUUCGCGGACUACCUUUCACCUCCUCCCCCGGUGAGUCCGUACGGCCUGUCCUACUACAGGCCCCUUCCACCGACGCGGGGCUACUACGGGCCUCCACCGAUGCAGACCUACCCUGCACCGAUGCAUGGCUACUACGCCCCUUCCUACUAUCCUCCUCCCCCUCCUCCGGUGAUGCCCCGUCCUCCCCUGAUUCAACCCUACAAUCGUCCUUUCUUGGGGCGCUACCGUGUGGUCCAUGCGCCAACUUACGGCCAGCAAGAGCAGCCGUUUGUGAGCACAUUUUUGUAUGGUGCGCUGGUGAUCGUCAGCGUGGUGCUCUUCACCCUGUUGAUUGCAACUGUUUUCGCGGUGACAGGGUCAUAUGGAAGUCUGAAAUACUAG
Rhipicephalus microplus (southern cattle tick) is the source of this 690-nucleotide messenger RNA. RefSeq lists its product as uncharacterized. The record is from RefSeq and is a predicted model, not a curated record. Gene Ontology annotation, molecular function: nucleic acid binding; zinc ion binding. Lineage: Eukaryota; Metazoa; Arthropoda; Arachnida; Ixodida; Ixodidae.